CCCACGAUUCACGAAGGUCUGGUGUGUAAAAUUAGUUUCUUCGAAUUAUCCAGGUUGUGGCUUUGCAUCCUUAGUGCGGCCGGGGACUGAGUGGAUGGCCACCUUCGUCGGCAUCAGCAUACCAUCAUCUUCUACCUUUUUCUCGUCUCCAACUCCUCCUCAUCCCUCUCCUCCACCCCUCAAUGUUUCUUCCGUGCUCCAAUUCCAGAGCGGGUGUGCGGGGAGAGUGCUAAUGCAUCCCGUGAAGUGCUUAUCGAGGCCAAGUCCUGGCCCUGAGACGGAGGUUAAGACAAAGGCGUCGUCGUCUGGAGCAAGCAUUUCUACAUAUAGAUGGUGUGCGGCGCUCGGGGGUUUGGGGUUUCUUGAAACGACGUACUUAACUUACCUCAAACUCACCAAUUCCGAGGCCUUUUGCCCUAUCGGUGGUGGCAGUUGCGGCGAUGUCCUCAGCAGUGAUUACGCCGUCGUUUUUGGUGUUCCUCUCCCAUUGAUAGGAAUGGUUGCAUAUGGGUUUGUUGCAACACUUGGUCUACAGUUGGCUGGGAAGAAUUUGCCUUUUGGAGUUGAUGAAACUAGUGGGCGUUUAAUCCUACUUGAAAGCACUACCUCCAUGGCAGCUGCCAGUGCAUACUUUUUGUACAUUUUAAGCACGAAAUUUUCUGGAGCAUCCUGCUCAUACUGUUUAAUGUCAGCCAUAUUGUCCUUAAGCUUAUUUUUCAUCACUCUAAAGGACUUUGGGUUACAGGAAUUGCAGAAAGUGCUGGUUCUACAGUUAUGUGUAAUUAGUUUGGUGGUUGCUGCUUUAAGCAUCUCAUAUAGAACUUCUCAACCUGUUCCCACAAGCUUGGCUGAAGUUGAACUGCAACCUUUUACAACUGAUAUUACUACAGAGUCAAGUCCUUUGGCACUUUCUCUUGCGGGGCAUCUGCGCUCUAUAGGGGCUAAAAUGUAUGGGGCUUUCUGGUGUUCACAUUGUUUAGAACAAAAACAGAUGUUUGGACGCGAGGCAGCAAAGCUGCUAGACUAUGUAGAAUGCUUCCCAGAUGGAUAUACGAAAGGUGUUAAAAUAGCCAAGGCAUGUGCAGAUGCCAGAAUUGAGGGUUUUCCAACUUGGGUGAUUAAUGGUCAGGCUUUGAGUGGAGAGCAAGAGUUUUCAGAGCUUGCAAGAGCAUCUGGCUUUAAUUUGGAAGCUCUGAAUAAAUCUAAUUAGAUUUCUGUUCAUUUUGUAUUAUAGUGCAUGUACAGCUCCUAGUAUUCCCUUGUAAUUAUUAAGGCAAAAACGAGCUAAGUUCAUGAUUGAGCCUUAAUUAUUUUACAAACUAAUUGAUUAUGACAAAUUUAGCUAGAUAUACAAAUAAUAAUUAUUCUUCUUUUUGUAAAAAGUAUUAUUAAUAGCAAAGUGUUUAUAAUAA
Molecule: messenger RNA, 1412 nt
Organism: Malania oleifera
Lineage: Eukaryota; Viridiplantae; Streptophyta; Magnoliopsida; Santalales; Ximeniaceae
Product: thiol-disulfide oxidoreductase LTO1
Exons: 7
Coding region: 95-1210 (371 amino acids)
Molecular function (GO): oxidoreductase activity
Source: RefSeq, a predicted model, not a curated record